Molecule: messenger RNA, 1182 nt
Organism: Capsicum annuum
Lineage: Eukaryota; Viridiplantae; Streptophyta; Magnoliopsida; Solanales; Solanaceae
Exons: 4
Coding region: 265-987 (240 amino acids)
Source: RefSeq, a predicted model, not a curated record
ACACUAAAAGAUGUUUUUCUAAAAAAUCAAACAAACACCAAAUAUAAAAAAUACUUUUUACUCACUAAACAAACAUAAUUUCCAUAACAUUUUUCAUUAAAAAUAUUUUCCAAUCAUACCAAACAACACCCCAAAUCAAAAUCUGCAAACCCUGUUAAUGGAUUAGAUCUUUGUUGAACCCAAACAAAGUAGCAAACGAGCCGGAAGUGUUUCCAAUACUAUAAACAGGCGAACUAGCUAGGGCAUUGUAUUGGAGAAGAAGAAAUGAAGGUAGGCCCAAAAGUAGUACUACUCUUCAAAGAUCCAAUCGGCUUCGGCACCGCCAUCUUCAAAGCUCUUCAACCAAACCCUAAUUCCAACCUUCAAAGCCGACAAGAAUCGCUGGAUUUAUCCCUACAAUCUUACGGGAUCAAACAUCAAACUGUUUCGCUACAAGUAGUUCAUUUUCUCAAUGGCCCAAAUCUCGAGGUGUCUGUGCUGCUUCUGGAAAACUCCGAGCCUCCAACACUUGCUUGUGCUCUCAAUGAAGUUCUGGCACUGUUAGUAGGAAAUGGGCUAUCAAAUAUGCCCACAAUUGUAGCCCCUUUUGUUGUGGCUGCAACUAAGCUUAAGACGGAAAAUAGAACUUCUGUUGCAGUUGACAAUAUAUCAGUUUAUGGUUUGCAAGUAGGUGCGUCUAGUGGCCUUACUAAAGCUUUGUGCACGAAGUUGCAAAGUCCAUCCCUGUCGUUGCAGAUUUUCAACGAACAGUUGGCCUGCUUACUUCAAUUGGUUCGAGUUCUGAAGAUGCCUACUUUCGUUAUAAUUGGUAAAAAGGGUCAAACUGUGCAUCAUAACACUUCAGAAGAGGAGCUUGAGGUGAUACAUGAGAUAGGACGGCAUUUAGCUAGCUUCUCAUCUCUUAGUUUCUCUGGAGAAAAGAUAGCAUGGGAUACAAUGAAGUCUUCAAGAGAAACUCAAGAGCCUUGGCGUGCAUUAUAUGGUUGAAUAUUUUUGCUGGCUAGAACCAGUGGCUAAGCGUUAACAAUGAUUCAUGUAACAUGGACUGUAUUGGUUUCAGUAUGUCUCCUUGCUGGUAUGUGGUUGGGCACAAUCGUGUCUGGUGUAUGGACCGGAGAGACCAAAUAUUCCUAGUCAGAUGAACUUGAUUGUAUUCACUUUUUUUAAAUUUGUUUGCCCUCA